Molecule: messenger RNA, 1542 nt
Organism: Ananas comosus (pineapple)
Lineage: Eukaryota; Viridiplantae; Streptophyta; Magnoliopsida; Poales; Bromeliaceae
Product: putative glucose-6-phosphate 1-epimerase
Exons: 9
Coding region: 170-1123 (317 amino acids)
Biological process (GO): carbohydrate metabolic process
Molecular function (GO): carbohydrate binding; isomerase activity
Source: RefSeq, a predicted model, not a curated record
CCCUUUUCCAUUUUUUUCACCUAACUUUUUUUUUUUCCAUUUUUUUUUUGCCCAUCGAUUCCUCCGUCGUCGUCUUCCUCACUGCGUUCGCAGCUCCGUCGACUGCGAGAGUAGGAUUAGGGUUAGGGUUUCAACAAGCUCCACGCUCGCCGGUCUCGGGAUCGCCGCGAUGGCGGCGGCGGCGCCACUGCCAUAUGUGGAGUUGUGCAAGGGCAUCAACGGCCUCGAGAAGGUCGUGCUUCGGGAGGUCCGGGGAAGCUCCGCCGAGGUUUACUUGUAUGGAGGUCAAGUAACAUCUUGGAAAAAUGAAGGGGAGGAGCUACUCUUCAUCAGUAGUAAGGCUAACUUCUGCCCUCCGAAACCAAUUCGUGGUGGUAUACCAAUAUGCUUUCCUCAACUUGGGAAUCAUGGAACUCUUGAACAACAUGGAUUUGCUAGGAAUCAUCUUUGGACUGUUGAUGAGAACCCACCACCUUUUCCUGCACAUACAUCUACUAAGGCUUUUGUUGAUCUGAUUUUAAAGCCAUCAGAAGAAGAUUUGAAGAAUUGGCCUCAUAGUUAUGAAUUUCGCUUGAGAGUUGCCCUUGGACCAGGAGGAGAUCUGAUGCUCACGUCCCGCAUAAGAAACACAAGUACUGAUGGAAAACCAUUUCAGUUUACAUUCGCAUAUCACACAUACUUCUCUAUCUCAGAUAUCAGUGAAGUUCGUGUUGAAGGACUGGAGACAUUGGAUUACCUUGAUAAUUUGAGAGAGAAACAGCGCUUCACCGAACAAGGAGAUGCAAUCAUAUUUGAAUCUGAAGUGGACAAAAUAUAUUUGGGCGCACCACCGAAGCUUGCCAUUAUUGACCAUGAAAAGAAAAGGACAUUUGUAUUGCGGAAAGAUGAUGGGCUUCCAGAUGCCAUUGUAUGGAAUCCAUGGGACAAGAAAGCCAAGGUGAUACCAGACCUGGGGGAUGAAGACUACAAGCAUAUGAUAUGUGUGGGGGCUGCGGCGGUCGGUAAGUCGAUCACAUUGAAACCUGGUGAGGAAUGGAGAGGGAGACAGGAGCUCUCUGCCGUUCCCUCCAGUUACUGCAGUGGGCAGUUGGAUCCUCGAAAGGUUCUCGAAGGUUUAUUGUAACUCACAUCUCGCUCAGGGGCUCUUGCUGCGCUUUCUCUUCCUUUCUUGUCAUCGUCAUCAUUCAGUGUGUUUUGCGGGACAGCAGAUCCUCAGAGCUGGAUUAGUAAAUUCCGCGUUCUAAAGAACUUUCAUGGAGAGGGAUUUUUUUUUUUAACACCUCGCCCCGCUGGGCACAAAAUAGAGGGCUGUUGUUUGGCUCAUCUAUUUCACGCUCUUUUCGAUGCAUAUCAUCCUGUUAAUCUGAAAAUCAUCCGGGAUAAAGAAGAGGCAUUAUAAAGUGUUUUUUUUUUUUUUCCCUUUUUAUUUUAUCUGUGGAUGUAUUUCGUGUGCUUUUAAAGCCUUUUUGCUGUAAAAACUUUUAGACUGGUGUUUGAAUUUUGGUGUUGUUCAUUGGUACUAGUACAGAGUUUGGUGGUUUA